AUGUACGGGCGACAAGCCGUCCACUCAGAGAAACCGGGAACAUCGCCAAACCAGUAUCGAGCCGCCCUGGAAAGGCUCUUUCCAGACAAGACCCCCGAGAACAUAGUCGAUCUGCCCCGGGAGGCGCUGGUCGAGUUGAUGAAUGGAGGCGGGUCUCAAUCGGGCCAGCAUCUGGAUUCGCCGACCAUCGCUGCGUCUAUACAAACCCAUAACUCCGCAUUGUCUCUAGGACAGCCAGUGCUGGAGUCCUUGCAUUCGAUGCCCGAGGAAGGCCUCGACCAAGGCCAGUGUACUAGCCGCUCCGGGUCCCUGGAGCAGAUCUCCGAUGAUGUUAAUGCGCUUUCCCUGACCACCCGGCAGCCCGCUUCGUACUUGGGGGUAUCCUCUAUCCAGGCGGCGUUGAAGGUCAUCGCAUGGCUGCUGCCGCAGUCCAAGCCAUACGCAUCCCAAGCCCUGCCGCGAGAUCACAGCGACCGAGCCGCGAAUCCAACCCCGUCGUUAAGCACGCAGUCCGGCCUUGCGCCCACCGAAGGGGAAAUCCUAGAUGCGUAUUUUGUCGACUUUCACACGCUCGCGCCACUGCUGGAUGAAAAAAGUUUUCGCGGCACCCACUUGGCUGGGAACAGGACAGAUAGUCGAUGGCUAGCGCUGUUGAACAUAGUGCUCGCGUUGGGGAGUAUUGCCGCCUCGGGCCCAGAUAACCACACCCACAGGACAUAUUUUGACCGUUCGAUGAAUCUCCUGAAUUUAGCGACCCUCGGAGCACCUACCAUAGAGACUGUUCAGACCCUAGGUCUCAUCGGGGGCUGGUAUUGUCACUAUAUCAGCCAGCCAAACCUCGGGUAUUCUCUGAUAGGCGUGGCUCUGCGCAUGGCGGUUUCGCUAGGGCUACAACGUGAGCCCUAUGACAGCCAUUUGGUGCUGGACCCUGCACAGGCUGCGUAUCAGGAGUACAAACGUCGUGUAUGGUGGGCCCUCUGCUGUCUGGAAACAUGGGGCCAUGAAACCCUCGGCCGGGCGUGUAUGGAUUUCUUUGCUCCAACCAUCACCGUCUCCCAGCCUCGCUUGCUUGAUGAGGAAAGCUAUAUAGCAAUCCUUCCAUUGAUUGAAAAUGUCGAAUUCAUCAAAGUCGCUUCCAGAAUACAGGAAGCGUUAGCCUCCAUGCCAAUGAUCACACACUCAGAAACACUUGGCAUGGAUACACAGCUUCUCCAAUGGUGGGACAACUUACCCCCGGCCCUUAGAGAUUAUGAACCAUGCCCUGAGUCACUGUACACCGCGCGGACGGUCAUGCGCUGGCGGUUUUAUAAUCAACGCAUGCUGCUAUAUCGCCCAACGCUUCUAGGCUACGCCAUGCGACGGGUCCCUUUUAUGACUAUUCGGAUGGAGGAGCGUAAUGCCAUUCUUAAGUGUCGUGAAAUUGCGGAAAUUACUAUUCAAGAUAUUUCCAUGGCGACAAGAUUGAAUCAAAUCAUCGGCUGGAAUGGCGUCUGGUUUUUGUUUCAGGCAACUAUGGUGCCUUUAAUUUAUUUAUCCACUCGCUCCAGAAAUGACGAUUCCGCCGCUUCCUUUGCAGCUUGCAAGUCGCAGGUUGAGAUAGCUAUGUUGACACUCGACCGAAUGACACCCUACGGACACACCGCACAACGCUCCUUGGAGGUUAUUUCGGGAAUUCUUGAAGCUUGUCUGGGAGGAACUGCCGUGGAAACGCAAACGCCCAGUACAACCACCGAGGGUCUCAGAUACCAGAAUAUCACUGGAGUGAAUGCGUUUGAUUCUUACCCACUUGCUACAGGAGAUCAACUUUCGGACUGGACUGUUAUGUCUUUCGAAAACCUUCCAUCACAGUCGAUGUGGGAAUUUUUGAGUUGGGGUGCUGAAGAUUUCUGGUCAGGCGUGCCUGGUCUCGAUGUUGCCAAUCAGGACAUUUCUAUGUUACAACCCCCAGGGGGACGGAGGUGGCCGAAUGCGGAGCAUCAUUGA
Messenger RNA from Penicillium argentinense, 1983 nucleotides. RefSeq names its product fungal specific transcription factor domain-containing protein. Gene Ontology annotation, cellular component: nucleus. NCBI's taxonomy places the organism in Eukaryota, Fungi, Ascomycota, Eurotiomycetes, Eurotiales, Aspergillaceae. Gene Ontology annotation, biological process: positive regulation of transcription from RNA polymerase II promoter by galactose; DNA-templated transcription. The coding region runs from base 1 to 1983 and encodes 660 amino acids. Gene Ontology annotation, molecular function: zinc ion binding; RNA polymerase II cis-regulatory region sequence-specific DNA binding; DNA-binding transcription factor activity, RNA polymerase II-specific. The transcript has 3 exons. The record is from RefSeq and is a predicted model, not a curated record.